AUUCAGCCACAUGUGAGGUGGGCUAACACAGAGGUCUGGGCUGGAACAUACUGGAAGUGCUGUGAGGAGUUGAUCAAUUUGAGUGGCACCAGGAGACAGAGCAGCACUGAGCUCCAAGAGAACUGAACCUUUCAACACACUCUGUUCCCCAGGAAUUCUGCUUUUUGAUUUAUGUCCCCCCAAACACAGGCCUUGCCUUCUUCUGUCAGCAUCCCAGCUAAAAAGCAAAGCGGGGACUGCCAGGAUGGGGAAAUGACUGAGGAGAGCUUGGGCUGACCCAGACACAUCCAUGAGCAAAAAUAUAAUUGUCUUUAAUUGUGUGAUCUGUGUUAUGGCUUGUGGCUCUUAUGCAGCAAGAAUUAGCACAGAACUUCCCUGUCCAGGCCUCCUGUUUUAUUCACCAAACACCAGCAGCACUGUCUGGUCCCUCGUGUACAGGCAGGAAGCGAUUCCAAAUCCAUUUGUAAAUCCUUUUACAGCAAAUCAUCAACACCACAGCUGCAGACAGCUUCAUCAAGAGCAGCUCCCAACAUGUUGGAAGAAUAGGUCCAAGGUACAAGGACAACAUCUGUGGAAAGUGUAAGAUGCCAUCCCUGCCCUGGACAGACUCAGUGCAGCGGCUUUGCCAACAUUAAUUUGGAUUAACACACCAGAAACUCCUUCCAACAUGGCUUUAGGUACUCGGCAAGGCUCAGCUGGCUGAAAUAUCAGUACUCGUGGGCUGUAGCGCUGCCUUUCUCACGCCAGCCAGAGUACAGCUCCGUUGUCACAGGCGGCAUUGUCACAAGCGGCAGCACUGCAGGUCUCUGCUCUUCUCCAUCCCUGUGGCGAUGGUGGUCCUGCGGGCUGGGCUCUGCCCUGGUCUCUCUGAAGACAUGAUCCAGCUUCUCAGCGCCAAUGGCAUCAGGACAGUGGUGGACUUCGUGUCAUCAGACCUGGAGGAUGUUGCCCAAAAGUGUUCCCUGUCUUACAAGACAUCCCUCUGCCCCCAGGCGCUGGUCGCAGUCAGACGUGUGCUCCUGGCCCAGUUCUCUGCCUUCCCUGCCAACGGAGCAGACCUCUACGAGGAGCUCAAGAGCUCCACUGCCAUCCUGCCCACUGGCAGCCCAAGCCUGGACCAGCUGCUGGACUCGGGGCUGUACACAGGGGAAGUGACGGAGCUCAUGGGAGCACCAGGCACUGGGAAGACGCAGCUGUGCCUGGGCAUUGCAGCCAGCGUGUCCCUGGGGCUCAAGCAGCACGUCCUGUUUCUCGACUCCACGGGGGGUUUCACUGCCUCCCGUCUCUACCAGAUGCUCCAAGCCCAGACAGAGGAUGAGGAAGAGCAGCUGGAGGCCCUGCAGCGGGUCAGGGUGGAACGUGUGUUCAACAUCUACGAGGUGCUGCGUGCCUUGCAGGAGCUGCGGGAUCGCCUCUCCCAGCAGGUGGUGAGCUCCAUGGGGCCUCUCAAGGUGGUGGUGCUGGACUCGGUGUCGGCUGUGAUUUACCCUCUGCUGGGUGGCAGGCAGUCAGAGGGUUUGGCCCUCAUGAUGCAGCUCUCCAGGGAGCUGAAGACCUUGGCCAGGGAGUUCAGCCUUGCUGUUGUGGUGACCAACCAGGUGACAAGGGACAGCAGCACUGGCCCACUGAAGCCAGCCCUGGGCCGCUCCUGGAGUUUCGUGCCCAGCACCCGGGUGCUGCUGGAGAGCAAAGAGGCCACGAGGGAGAAAUGCAGCACACAGCGUGCUGCUUCCCUGGCAAAGUCACCCCGGCAGCCAACAGGGAUCCAGGUGGAGUUGGACAUUGGAAAUGGUGACGUGCUGGACCCGAGCCUGGUGACACCCACACAGGGACUCUGAUGGCAUGGAAAAGCAAUUGUCACAAGGUUCAAGAGAGCUGCACAAAAGCAGGCAAGCACUGAAGGUUUUACAAAGUGACUGAGAGUCCUGCAGCCCCGGGAAGGAGCAAAAAGAAAAAUCUCUUGUUCUUCUGCCCCAUGGAAAAACUCAGUGUGGGGUUCCCUGGAGCCCUCUGUGCCUGCAGUGGCUGGGCUGUGAGGGCAGCAGGACGGCCAGGUUCUGCCCUCUGCUGCAGGAUUGUCUUCAACCCCAGAGCCAGCCCUGUGCUCAGGUGUUGUUUGGGAUCAGCUGCCCUGUCCCUGCACAACCCCACACUUCCCCGUGCUGGUUUAGUUCCCCCAUGGGUCCUUGCCCUCUUCUCCUGGAGUUCUGAUCAUCCUUGGGCCCACAGUGGGCUUGGUUCAGAAAUAAAAGACAAAAAAAAAGCUGUUGCACAUUGCUGUGGCUGUUGAGAGCUAGAAUUCAAUUAAUAACAGCUGCUCUGAACUUAAUUAAAAUGUGGAGCAGGACUGGGGAGGGACAGGCUGCUGAUGAGCAGGGAUUUAAUGAGACACUUGAUCUUCCCUUCUCCCCAGAGUACCACCAGGCCCUGUGGGGACCUGCUGGUGUUUUUGGGGCACAGCUGGGCUGUGUAAAGGCUUGCUGAUAACUGAUGGAGGUUCUGAUCUGGAUCAGCUGAGGCAGAUGGGUCCUGCUGGCACCAGCUGGCCCUGCUGGAUGCUCAAGGACCUAUUCAGUUGCAUGUGGUGAUGUUUAAAAUAAUCUUCCCGUGCUCCAGUGCUUUCCAGCUGCUCUUGGCAACCUCCUGAGGAGAGGGGAGGCUUGGAUGUGGAGUUUCCUCUUGAUCCCUGAUGUCUCAGAUACCCUCAGUUUAAGAGACCUCCUUGGCAGGUGAGCUGAGCCACGGCUUGCACUUCAAGGCAGCUGAUGGAGAAUUUAGGGGCUGGGACUAAUUAGGGCAUGCUUAUUAAACUAAUAACACAGCAUCACAUCUGCUGGAGCCCUCUAAGGCUGUGCUUGGCACAUUAAAUACAUAAUUUUUACUGCAAA
This is a messenger RNA of Taeniopygia guttata (zebra finch), 2888 nucleotides long. Lineage: Eukaryota; Metazoa; Chordata; Aves; Passeriformes; Estrildidae. The record is from RefSeq and is a predicted model, not a curated record.